Messenger RNA from Radiomyces spectabilis, 3241 nucleotides. RefSeq names its product mediator complex subunit 25 von Willebrand factor type A-domain-containing protein. Gene Ontology annotation, cellular component: transcription regulator complex; mediator complex. Gene Ontology annotation, biological process: positive regulation of transcription by RNA polymerase II. Bases 145 to 2997 code for a protein of 950 amino acids. The transcript has 10 exons. The record is from RefSeq and is a predicted model, not a curated record. NCBI's taxonomy places the organism in Eukaryota, Fungi, Mucoromycota, Mucoromycetes, Mucorales, Radiomycetaceae.
UCUUCUUUCACUCUCUCCUCCCGUCCGUUUCGCUUUGCUUUCAACCUCGGUUUUUCUUCCUUAUACAAGAGCUGCCAGCUAUUCUUGAACAAAAAAAAAACGAGGGACUGCACAUAAAUUAGUGAACGAAAAAGAAAGACUAGAAUGGCCAUGGCAGCAGCUGUCAGCACUCCACCCGUAGCAACACCUGGUUCUAUAGGUUCACCUACACCUAAUUACCAUCCUUCACCUCAAAUCACCACACAUCGAAAGCGUAGGGAAGUGGCUUGUGUCUUUGUUGUUGAUGGCACGGCCCGUAUGAAGCCGUAUCUUGAUACACUUUACGAGGCUUAUGUUGAACCCAUUUUAAGGCAAUUGCGUCAACCGAUUAUCAUGGGCGACGGAGAUGAACGACAGUCCAAAGCAAAUAUAACGCCUGUGCUGAAAUACGGGUUGGUUAUUUAUGGCGAUUACGGACCAUCGUCGGCGGUGACGGUCGAUCGAAAGUUCUUCACGUCGGAUUUAAGUCUUUUCCAAAAGAUAUUCAAAAGCAUUGUGUGCGCUGAUGGCGGCAUUGUGCGCAAUGCUGUUGUUGAAGGUUUGGUGGCGGCAUUGGAGAUGUUUGACCAGUAUAAGGAAGAGGGUUUACAGGCGAAUUACGAAUCCAUGAUGCAUUGUAUUCUGAUAUCCAACAGCUUUCCUUUGAAACAAGCGGCCCAGUUCAAUCUUGAUAACAAGUAUGAUAAUUUCUCGUUACAUCGCGUUGCCGAGGAGAUGAAAAAGGAGAAUGUCCAUUUAUCGCUGAUUACUCCAAGAAAGGGCUAUAAAGAACUUGAAGACCUUGUAACUGAGGUGAAUAAACAAAAGACGGAAAUACAUACAGUGUCUGAUCCGGUCGCCGCCACUCAUGUCGUUAAACUCGCCGGGUUCACUUUACCUCCCAAGCAAAUUCCUGCAGCGCCAGCAGCCACUGCGACGAAUGUAAAACGAGAACUCGAAGGCACCUCUGGAUUCUUACCGACCGUAGAUACAUCAAAGAAACGACCCUCCGAAGCUCACGUGUCGGCCGCUUCUCCACAAACCACAGCAUCGCCAGAUACUAUCAAACGACGAAAGAGGGAAAACGUACCGGAUAUGAUUAGUUUGCCUAAACCGACGCUGGAUCCCUCAAAAUUCGCCGAAGCCUCAGCUCGUGUGGAUGCCCAGUUUGGUCAACGACAGCCGAAGAAGGAAGCAGAACCUCCGAGAGGGCCAGCGCCUGCCGCCGCAACAACAGCCGUCAAACCAUCUACACUUCAACAAGCAUCCGCUGAAGCUACCAUGCGAAGUCAACCGCCAGUGGAAGCCAACAAACCAGCUGAUAUGCGCAAUCAGCAAAACCCCAUGAUGUUGCAACAGCAAGCUCAGCAACAAGCUCAGCAGCAACAACAGCAACCAAGUCAACCGACAGCACCCCAGCAGCAGCAACAACAAGCGCCCCAGCAACAGCCUCCAUCUCAACCGCAAUCACAGCAACAACCGGCUCAACAGCAGCAACAGCAUCCACCGCAGCAAUAUCAACCACCGCAGCAAGCAACUUCAUUACAACAGCCUCAGCAACCCAUGCCACCGCAACAAAAUCAACCGUUGCGUAUACCGCCUAACGUUCAGAACCCGAUACAAUUGCAGCAAUAUCUUUUGCAGCAGCGCAAUAAUUUAAUGGCGCAAAAUCCUCUCAAUCCAUUACAGCAACAACAGCUGCAAGCCAUCCAAAUUGCAUUGCAACGUCUGGGUGAACAAAUUCGUCGUGCCGAACUUGCACAGCAGAAUGCUCUGAAUAACACAGGUUCGCCCAUGGCCCCCGGAGUUGGCGAUGGAAGCGCCGUCAGACCUACAGCCGAUAUGUCCAAGGGGAUGGCGGGCGUGCAGCAUAAUCUGCAGACGGCAAAUACCCAAUCGCUCAGUACUUUACAACAACAACGCAUGAUGCUGGCCCAGAUGCAACCUAAUCAACAGUCGCCGCAGCAAGCCGGGGUCCGACUACCACAGGAUAUGGCCGGCGGUAUCAAUCCCCAGUUGAUGCAAAUGGCACAGGGCCGAGUGAUGCAACCGCCGCAACAGCCCCAACAAGCGCAAGCUCCACCUUCGCAACAGCAGGGUCAGCCACAGCAACAGAUAGGACAACAACCACAGCAGCAGCAAGGCAUGAUGAUCUGGAGUGGUCAAAUUGUAUGGCACAUCAAAACGCCGGAAGGUAAACCUGAAGAAUUCAGCUGCCAUUGCGGUGCUUUUGCCAUUACACUCAAAGGGAGCAAUAUCGUUGGAUUGGAAGAAUAUCGACCGGACAUGUGGCCCGCGAGGAUUCAGAUCGCUGGACGCUCACCUCUUGUCAAGGCACAGAUUGUACAACGUCAGGCCAUUGAGAACAAAUUGCCAUUUUGUCAGUUCCGUCCUUUGCCGACCAGCACACAACAAGACCAAACUAAUUUCGCUUUGCUCAUGCGUAAUUUGGAUCAAAAGAAAUAUAUUGCCACGGUGGUCUUUAAUGCCGGUUCCACCCCUGACCAGUACCACGGUGUGGUACUAACGCAUUCGGCGGGCAAACUGGUGGGCAUCGUUUUUACUAGGAUUCCGUUACCGGACCUGAACAGCCCUGUGAUGCCGAACGCCAAUAUGGCUGCAGCGGGCAUGAACCUCAACAUGAUGGCUGCGAAUAACCCCAACGUUCAACAAAUGCUAAGAAAUCAGUAUUUGCAGCAGCAGCAGCAGCAGCAACAACAGCAAAUGUUGAUGAAUGCUGCUGCCAUGGGGACCAACCCGAAUCAACCGAAUGCUCAAGGUGCUCGACCGGCUGGUUUGAAUCCCAACAGCCUAUUAUUAUCCAAUAUGAAUCUCGGUAAUCCGCAGCAAGCGUUGCAGAACAAUAUGAUGAUGGGUAAUAUGGGUCAGUUGAAUCUAGCCAAUUUGACCCCUCAGGCAUUGCAAGAACUUCAACGCAAAAUUAUGAUGGCUCAGCGUCAAAACGCACAACAUCCUUAAUGUUGAUUGUAGGAUUGGGCAGCAUCACAUUGACAUCAUGUAAAUAUUUGAAAACGCAACAAAAAAUUAAAUACGAUGGAAACGAAGCGAACAGAAUCAUAAAUUAAUCAUAAAAAGUGUUGUUCCAAGUUUUAUUGCAACAAUGAUGGAAGACCAACUUCUGCAAAAAUACAGCAUAGCCAAAAAGUUUCAUGCUGUUACCGCGUGUGGCACACAGCCUUUAUUCAUUGCCUGUGACUUGGAC